CUUUCUCUCUCUCUCCCUCCAUUAAUGUUGAAGCAGGCUUCCUUACUGAUAAAACAAUCUCUCUCCCUUUGCUUCUUCGCUUCCUCUUCUCUUUUUCUUCGCUUCCUCGGCUUCCCCUUUAGGCAAAGCAAAUCAUCUCCGUCCGACAAUGGCCUUACACUGCAAAAUCACCUCUUCACUCUGCACUUGACCUCUCUUCUUCAACCCUCACUUCAGCCAUCUCCGAAUGCCCUACUCUUCUCGCUCUCUCUCAAGACCCCUCCUCUCUUGCAGCCCACCCACCACGGCCCUUGCUUCCAUGCCUUCGCAUUCAAAACAGCGAGCCCGACAGCCUCGGACUCGGCCCGGAUCGUUCGGAAAGUUUUCCUCUUCCUGCCCAAGGUCGAUCCGGCCGACGGUCACGCCCAGAUUAAGGAAGUGAAGUUCGUGAAGAGCAGUGGGAGGGCCAAGGAUUGUCCCGAAAUGGGAGGCCCGAGUUUGCAAUUAUGGGUCCGUCUAAUGGGGGCAAGUCUUGGCAUAUCAAUGCUCUGGUUCAGAGGAAGAAGGAAGUUACAGUUAAAUCCAAGAAACCAGGCAAGAGAGCUUAUAAAUCACUUCUUGGUGAACAAGAGUUGGUACGUUGAGGAUUUGCUGGGUUACGGGUGAGCUUUAAGCAUCUGGCUUUUGGCUUGCUUAAAUUUUUCAGCUGUGUGGCGGCUUAUAAAUGCAAAAAAAAAUCGCAGAAUGUGAGCUAAUAUGUAAGUUUUGUUUCUGGGAAUGCUGCAACUAAUCGAGUGAGGUAAGUCGAUUCAAAGCUGUUAGAGUGGGAAACUGGAAAAUCGUUGGAUCACAACUUGUUGACGAGCCUUCAAAACUUGAUUAAUUGCGCUCAAAUGGUUUAAGCAUUUUUUACCUGUCACUUUGGAUAUGCCAAGGUAGUAAUUCUUUCAGCUAACAUGUAGAGGCUGGAAAUUCCGUCUCCAACUUAAGGUCUUUCUGUUCCUCACGUAGUGGACCCUUUGACAAGCGGCAAAGGAUUAGUUUCCGUCUUUCGAUAUAAAUCGUGAAGUGGAAGAAGUAAAUUUUUACAUGCUUUGUCUUCA
This is a messenger RNA of Syzygium oleosum, 1082 nucleotides long. RefSeq names its product GTP-binding protein At2g22870-like. The transcript has 2 exons. The coding region runs from base 25 to 645 and encodes 206 amino acids. NCBI's taxonomy places the organism in Eukaryota, Viridiplantae, Streptophyta, Magnoliopsida, Myrtales, Myrtaceae. The record is from RefSeq and is a predicted model, not a curated record.